Capra hircus (goat) is the source of this 2162-nucleotide messenger RNA. It is a transcript of the gene SLC29A1, whose product is annotated as solute carrier family 29 member 1 (Augustine blood group). Gene Ontology annotation, molecular function: nucleoside transmembrane transporter activity. The transcript is spliced from 14 exons. Lineage: Eukaryota; Metazoa; Chordata; Mammalia; Artiodactyla; Bovidae. The record is from RefSeq and is a predicted model, not a curated record. Bases 274 to 1644 code for a protein of 456 amino acids. Gene Ontology annotation, biological process: uridine transmembrane transport; nucleoside transmembrane transport. Gene Ontology annotation, cellular component: plasma membrane.
GCGCCGGGGCGGGGCGAGCGGAGGGCGGGUUUGAAUGUGCUCGGGCGGGCGCGGGAAGCUGCUCGGGUGAGCGCGCGGACCUCCACGCGGGAGGACUCCUUCCCAGCAGGAGGAGCCCAUGGACAAGACCUGCCGCCUGCCUCUGAGCUAGGACCACCUCCCACAGACCGCCCGGGCCCCAUCUGCCCCGACCCUUCUGCUGGCAAGUCUGGGCAUCCGCAAGCACCGGAGGGAGGAAGCUGUCAGCCAGGCAUAACCAAGAACGCCAUCACCAUGACAACCAGUCACCAGCCUCAGGACAGGUACAAAGCCGUCUGGCUUAUCUUCUUCGUACUGGGUCUGGGGACGCUGCUGCCCUGGAAUUUCUUCAUGACGGCCACUAAGUAUUUCACAAACCGCCUGGACAUGUCCCAGAAUAUGUCCUUGGCCCCUGCUGAAGUAAGCAAGGACAUCCAGGCCUCGGCCAGCCCCCUGGCACCCUCGCCAGAGCGGACCCAUCUCAGCACCAUCUUUAACAAUGUCAUGACCUUAUGUGCCAUGGUGCCCCUGCUGAUCUUCACCUGUCUCAACUCCUUCCUGCAUCAGAGGAUCCCCCAGUCUGUGCGGAUCCUGGGCAGCCUGGUGGCCAUCCUGUUGGUGUUCCUGAUCACUGCCAUCCUGGUGAAGGUGCCCCUACAUGAGUUGUCCUUCUUCGUCAUCACCAUGAUCAAGAUCAUGCUCAUUAACUCUUUCGGCGCCAUCCUGCAGGGCAGCCUGUUUGGCCUGGCCGGCCUCCUGCCCGCCAGCUACACAGCCCCCAUCAUGAGUGGCCAGGGCCUGGCAGGCUUCUUCGCCUCCGUGGCCAUGAUCUGCGCCAUUGCCAGUGGCUCCAAGCUGUCGGAAAGUGCCUUUGGCUAUUUUAUCACAGCCUGUGGAGUUAUCAUUUUGACCAUCAUCUGUUAUCUGGGCCUGCCACGGCUGGAAUUCUACCGCUAUUACCGGCAGCUCAAGCUCGAAGGGCCCGGGGAGCAGGAGACCAAGCUGGACCUCAUUAGUAAAGGAGAGGAAGCAAAACCAGGCCAAGAGGAGACCCGAUUCUCGGCCCCCAGCUCUCAGCCCACCAAGGAAAGCCACUCUGUCCGCACUAUCCUCAAAAGUAUCUUGGUCCCGGCUUUCUCCGUCUGCUUCGUCUUCACCAUCACCAUUGGGAUAUUUCCUGCCGUGACAGCUGAGGUCGAGUCCAGCAUUGCGGGCACCAGCGCCUGGAAGGCCUACUUCAUUCCUGUGUCCUGUUUCUUGACUUUCAAUGUCUUUGACUGGCUGGGCCGGAGCCUCACAGCCAUCACCAUGUGGCCUGGGAAGGACAGCUACUGGCUCCCGAGCCUGGUGCUGGCCCGGCUGGCCUUCGUGCCCCUGCUGCUGCUGUGUAACGUCCAGCCCCGCCGCAACCUGCCUGUGAUCUUUGAGCACGAUGCCUGGUUCAUCAUCUUCAUGGCUGCCUUCGCCUUCUCCAACGGCUACCUUGCCAGUCUCUGCAUGUGCUUCGGGCCCAAGAAAGUGAAGCCGGCUGAGGCGGAGACAGCUGGAGCCAUCAUGGCCUUCUUUCUGUCUCUGGGCCUGGCCCUGGGGGCCGUCUUCUCCUUCCUGUUCCGGGCAAUCGUGUGACCGCGGAUGGACGGCAGGAUGGCACCAGCUGCCUGCUCCUGCCUUCCCCUUUGGGGGUGGGCAGGGGUCCUCUGGAGGUUUUCCUGUCUAGCCAUCUUCUGCUUGCUCAUGGCCUGUGCUGGGCCCGGCAUCCAGGCCCCGAGGAGAGAGCUCUGUGGAUGAACAUGGGGACACUGUGGGCUGCAGGGUCAGAGUCAAGGGAGGGGACACAGUCUCUGCUCACGCGGACCCCCCACUCUUGGCUCUGACCAAUGCCUGCCCGGGCAGGGGUUCCUAGGCUCAGAGAGUCGUGUGUCUUGUCUGUCUGCCUGUACCAAGGGUGGCCGGGGGCCAGGACUGCUUGUUCUGAAGUCUGAUCUGGGAUUUCUGCAGCCCCCUUCUCCCCAUGUGCCUCUUCCUCCCACCUCUCCAUGUUCUACCCAUCAUGAACACUGUACAUUUGCCAUUUUACUGCCUUUUUUUAUACUCAAACCAGGGGCCUUCAAAGGCUGGUUAAAUAAACUUUUUUUUUUUCCUCC